GAGCGGCUAUCUGCGGGUUUGGGUUUGCGGGGAAGAUGGAAUAUCCCGCGUUGGGCGCGGUGGAGGCCACGGACAGCGGAGGGGCCCGGCCCUAUAACAGCUCCGAGGAACUGGAGGGUCGGGAACCGGACGCGCUGCGAUUCGACCGCGAGAGGGCGUGCCGCCUGUGGGAAGCCGUGUCUGGGGCCCAGCCAGUGGGGAGGGAAGAAGUGGAGCACAUGAUCCAGAGGAACCAGUGUCUCUUCACCAACACCCAGUGUAAGGUGUGCUGCGCCUUGCUCAUUUCGGAGUCCCAGAAGCUGGCUCACUACCAGAGCAAAAAACAUGCCAACAAAGUGAAGAGAUACCUAGCAAUCCAUGGAAUGGAGACAUUAAAGGGGGAAACGAAGAAGCUAGACUCAGAUCAGAAGAGCAGCAGAAGCAAAGACAAGAACCAGUGCUGCCCCAUCUGUAACAUGACCUUUUCCUCCCCUGUCGUGGCCCAGUCGCACUACCUGGGGAAGACCCACGCAAAGAACUUAAAGCUGAAGCAGCAAUCCACUAAGGUGGAAGCUCUGUCGAAACGCCUUACAAACCCUUUCCUUGUGGCCUCCACCUUAGCCUCGCACCAGAAUAGAGAGAUGAUAGACCCAGACAAGUUCUGCAGCCUCUGCCACGCGACUUUCAACGACCCUGUCAUGGCCCAACAACACUAUGUGGGCAAGAAACACAGGAAACAGGAGACCAAGCUCAAGCUCAUGGCACACUAUGGGCGGCUGGCAGACCCUGCUGUCGCCGACUCAUCAGCCGGGAAGGGCUACCCGUGCAAGACGUGUAAGAUCGUGCUGAACUCCAUAGAACAGUACCAAGCUCAUGUCAGCGGCUUCAAACACAAGAACCAGUCACCAAAAACGGCAUCCUCACCCCUGGGCCAGAUCCCAACGCAAAGACGACCCGCUCAGAGAGACUCAACUACCUUGGAAGACUAGAGGUGCUUCCGCCCAGCACCGCAGGUCGAAGCGGCAGGAGCCAGCCUCCCCGUGCCGUGCCCGUGCCGGUGGUCAGCCCUUGGCUCCCUCUCCCCCCUUUCUGGCCCAGCCCGAGGCAGGAGUGGGCCGCAGGCAGCCUCUCAGCGGCCCGGGCACAUGCGCCCCCUUGGAGCGGGCCCUGAGGGUCAGGGCAAGGGAAGCAGGGCCCAGAAGGACGUGGGCGCUCACAGGGUGGCGGCUGGGGCGUGGCCUCUCCCCUUCCCCAGCCCCCCUGGGCCGUGCGCCCUGAGGCUCCAGGCCUGUGCUCCCUGCAGGUCACUUUCAGACCAGUCCUCGCAGCUAAACCUCUGAGCUCGCCCGGGCCCCAGGCCUCUCCUGCGAAACCAGCACUCCCAUGCCUUGGCCUAGACAGGGAAGGGCAGAUGACCGCAGCUGCCGUGUGGAAGCUUUGAGCUAGUGUGACGCUCCCCUCCCCGCAAGAAGCGCAGGCUUGCUAAGCCUGGGACCAGAUGCUGGCUGUCGUACAGGCUGCUGCCCACAGCGAAGUCCGCUCCCAGUCAUGCCACUGUCCGGCGGGGCGCUGCUGUCCCUUUCCCCUUCUCCACAGUCCCUGAAUGGUGCUAAGGACCCACGGCAGCUGGGGACAAACCAGAGCUGGAGGAGACCUCCGCACCCAGAGGGAGGGGGCAAGGCUCCAGGGCGUUUUCCUUCCUCCGUCAGAGGCGCCCUGACCUGGGGCAGCUGGAAAGCCCCCACAGGGGAGUUCGCUUGAUGGUUCUGCACCCUUAAAGGCAGGCUGCCCGGGCCAGCAGCCUGCAGGCCCUCCCUGGCCUGUCCUUGCCCACGUGCGGCAGACCUCCUGCCCAGGCGGCCGCGGUGCUAGCCUCCCCCAGCCCCUCCACGAGAGUCCUGGGUCCAGGGCGUGGGACGGGGCCCCGGGAAAGACGGGCUGGGGCAGGUGUCGUGGUGAGGGGCCAGAUGCCACCCAGGCACCUCCAAUGCCGCCCUAUGUUACGGCCGCAAGUUCACGAGGAGUGUACUUUCCCUGUGUCUUUCAAGCAGCAAUCCUAGGGAGCGGCUCCACCCAAGACCCCCUUCGCUGGGUCGGAGAAGCCCCUGGCUGCUGUGAUGGCCUCGCCCCCCAUGCCUUGCCCCUCGCCUGUGAAAUGCCUUCAGUGUCCUCUGUGGGUGUGUGGGUGUAUGCUUCUGCUCUGUCUCUUGGUCACUGAAGCAUCUAAAUAAAGAAUUUCUCAGCCCUGGCCGGGUAGCUCAGUCAGUUAGAGCGUGGUCCCAUACGCCUAGGCUGCGACUUCAGUCC
Messenger RNA from Pteronotus mesoamericanus, 2286 nucleotides. It is a transcript of the gene ZNF346, whose product is annotated as zinc finger protein 346. The transcript is spliced from 7 exons. NCBI's taxonomy places the organism in Eukaryota, Metazoa, Chordata, Mammalia, Chiroptera, Mormoopidae. The record is from RefSeq and is a predicted model, not a curated record. Gene Ontology annotation, molecular function: zinc ion binding; double-stranded RNA binding. The coding region runs from base 36 to 968 and encodes 310 amino acids.